Molecule: messenger RNA, 1945 nt
Organism: Lotus japonicus
Lineage: Eukaryota; Viridiplantae; Streptophyta; Magnoliopsida; Fabales; Fabaceae
Product: phosphatidylinositol N-acetylglucosaminyltransferase subunit C
Exons: 2
Coding region: 658-1572 (304 amino acids)
Biological process (GO): GPI anchor biosynthetic process
Cellular component (GO): membrane; glycosylphosphatidylinositol-N-acetylglucosaminyltransferase (GPI-GnT) complex
Source: RefSeq, a predicted model, not a curated record
CAAAGCCUCUAGCAAACUGUUCUAAAUCAUAUGAACAAUCAUUCCACUUCCCCUUGACUCACCAAAACAACCAAACCAAGAAUAGUGCAUGAGAGUGUCUAAAAGAGAUUGUUGCUCGCAUUUACACCCCAUCUCCUCCUUCUCCUUCUCCUUCUCCUUCUCCAUCACCAACCGGACCUCUCCGCCCACAACCGCUUCUCCUCUCAUCCUGACCCACCCGAUUUCUCGCCGUCGAUUUCAACAACACCAACCAUAAUCAAGUCUCCAUCGACUUCAAUUCCGAUCCCACCUCGCAGGGAAUCGAUUCCAAUUGUUCACUUCUUCAGCUCUUUUUGGUUAGUUCUGUACUGCUAAAACGACGCAGUGUUGAAAGCGCUUUUUGUUUUUUUUUCCUCUUACCUCGAAGCUGUUCUGGUGAGUAGAUCACGGGAAAACCUUCAAAUUACGCACCAUCGAUUGCAAGACAUCUUUCAUCUAAAUGUGCAAGCUUGAAAGACAAAGGAGUGGAACUGAAAUAUGAUGUCUACUACACCUGAUUCAACAUGCCAGAAGAUGGAAUGUCUGUGGAACAAGAUUUAUGUAGCACAGAACAAUUAGGUGUUGUCAUAUAAUAGACUUUAUCCUGUGGGCCAAUCUGAAACUAAAUAGCCUAUUCCAAUGGAUCAUAGGUUGGCUGGUGGUAAUUCUUCUCCACCUCGACCCAGAUGGAGAAAAGUAGCAUAUGGUGGCAUGCAACCUGGAUAUGAUGACAAUUAUACUGAUGAAUCUUUCCUUGAAGGAAUGGUCAUGAAUGCCAGUGUUGUAAAAAGGGACAUGGUAAAGGUGAUGCUGGACUCCGUUUCCAUUUCGGAAUAUUUAUGCAUUGUGGCUCUUGUUGUCUUGGUCUGGGCUCGCACACUUACAUCAACUCUUGAUGAAAAUUCCCUUUUGGUUAUUGAUGUAAGUCUUCUUGUUUCAGGUUUUCUAAUCCUCCUUUUCACUCAAGAAAUGCUUUCCCUUGGUCUUCUCCUUCAUUAUAUCCUCAAUAUCUCAUUUUUCAUAACUGGAUUAUAUGUUUUGGCUCCCAUCUAUCAAACACUCACAAGGUCCAUUAGUUCAGAUUCCAUCUGGGCUGUAACUCUAUCACUUCUCAUGCUUCACCUUUUUCUCCAUGACUAUUCAGAAUCCACUGUCAAAGCCCCAGGGGUUAAGAAGAAUCCUGCAUUGACCAAUUGUAUAUCAGUAAAUGCUUCUGUAGUUGCGUCAGUUUUCAUUGCUUCGCGUCUUCCAUCGAGACUACACGUGUUUGCUAUCAUGUUAUUUUCAUUGCAGGUUUUCCUUUUUGCUCCACUGGUUACUUACUGUAUCAAAAAAUAUUCCUUCACCUUACACCUAUACUUUUCCUUUAGUUUGAUGGCCAUGACCUUAAGCUUUGUGUUCAUGCUGCAUCGCUUGCUUUUUGUGCUGCUGUUAAGUUUGUUGGUUUUUGUCAAUGUGGUGUGUCCUUACUGGCUUAUAAGGAUUCAGGAAUACAAGUUUGAGAUCAAUGGUCCUUGGGAUGAGGCUAAGCUUUGUUUUGAUAUUACUGACUGAAAUCUGAACAUAGUUGAUGACAAAUCAGAGUUCCUUAUGAGAAAUUGUUCUAGUAAUAUGAGUUGAUGGGAAUGUCCUUGCAGUUCAUAUCAGAGGAGGCUAAGAAAAUGACAUUUGUAGUCAUGCUUUUGAAUGGUGAGUAAUGAUGACUUCAAAAUUCUUUGGGUUGAAUGGAAGUACAUUCAGAAUUUAGAGUUCACAACUUCAUGCUGACAAGUAUUCAAUGUUGACACAUUCAAACUACUAGUUAUAAUUUUAUACAACUUUUGUUGCCUUUUUUACAGAUAUGGUGCAGAAGCUUUUGAUAAUUACCAAAUUAGUGUAGAAUUCAAAUUAUUUAUGGAAUUAGAAAGUUGUACUUGAGAAUUUACAA